Messenger RNA from Protopterus annectens (West African lungfish), 585 nucleotides. Its product is annotated as msx2-interacting protein-like. Gene Ontology annotation, molecular function: mRNA binding. Bases 1 to 585 code for a protein of 194 amino acids. Gene Ontology annotation, cellular component: nucleus. Gene Ontology annotation, biological process: regulation of transcription by RNA polymerase II. The record is from RefSeq and is a predicted model, not a curated record. Lineage: Eukaryota; Metazoa; Chordata; Ceratodontiformes; Protopteridae. The transcript has 6 exons.
AUGGAUAAAAUUGAGAUGAAGGUGGUGAGAGGAAUUCCCCAGUAUGGUUUUAUUCAUUUCAGUGACAUAACAAGCGUCUGCAAUGCAUUUAAGGAAAUGGAUGGUUACAAGCAUGGGAGUAGCCGGCUUAAGCUUGGCUUUGGAAGGCGCAGACCAACAAACUGUGUGUGGUUGGAUAGUCUUCCCUCUGACAUGACAUCGGAAACAUUAAAGAAGCACUACUCGCAGUUUGGGACUGUGGUAGAGGUUGUGCUGGACAAGCUGAAACAUAGGGCAUUAGUUCUUUUUCUUGAUACGAAAGAUGCUAUUGUGGCUUUGAGAAGGACCAGAUAUUGGAAUCCUGGUGGGAAAACGUUAAUGGUUGAUUUUUCAACACAGAAUGGCCAGCUCUUCUUUUACCAGUCUAUGAAGGCAUCUGGUCAAGACCUUGGAGAUAUGAGUGAUUUAUCUGGAGAUGAAAGUGAUGAUUCCUCGGAGAAAGCAAAGACACAGUCUACUUCAGGUGCACCAAAGAACAGCAGCUCAAGCACCAAGGAUAAAACCAAGUCUUCAAAACCUUCAGGUAUAACAUUGGAAUCAGUUUGA